UAGGGCGGUUGCUGCUACUGCUGUUGCUGCUGCUAGUGAGGAGCCCUCUCGCUCCUCCCCCCCCCCGCCCGUCCGAGCUGGUUCUCUCCUGGCUGCUGCUGCUGCCGCCGGCUGUUUUUUCUCCCGCCGCUCCUCCUCGGCCUGAGAGAGCGACGUGACGCUUCGCUUUGACACAUCAACAAGCAGGAAGCUUAUUCCAAAGCCCUGGGGCAGCCACAGUGAAAGCCUGGUCCUAAGUCGCCACCAAACGAGCCGGACGUCUCCAGAAGAUUAUAACAGGUGGCAGAGAUUAUGACAAAGGAGGCGCUCUCUCAAAUAGCCUGGACCCAAGCCAUUAAGGGCUUUAUAGGAUUUCAGAUCACAAUAGCAGAGAAGUUGAAUUUGGAAACAUUCUACGUGACUUAUAAACUUCCCAUAUCUUGAGUUUUUACCAUUGUUGGGAAGAUUUGUUUGCUUUGCUUUUAAGCCUUGUAAUCCUUCAGGGAAUGCACCAUGACAUCUGCAGUAGUUGACAGUGGAGGUUCUGGCCAGGAGUUUGACAGCAAUGGAGUACAAAUUCAAGGCAAGGAGAAUGAGUCCGUCUCUGAAUACCCAGCAGUGAUUGUAGAGCCAGUGCCAAGUGCCAGAGUAGAACAAGGAUAUGCUGCCCAGAUAUUUGUGUAUGAUGAUGAAACUUACCUGCUGCAAGAUGUUGCAGAAGAGCAAGAAAUCGAGACUGAAACUGUGAGAACAGUGGAAGCAUCAGUUCAUGGCAGCAAUGUGCACUGUUCAGAUAAGACAAUUGAAGCAGCAGAAGCCCUGCUUCAUAUGGAAUCUCCGACCUGCUUAAGAGAUGCUAGAACUCCUGUGGAAGUUUUUGUCCCACCUUGUGUGUCGACUCCGGAGUUCAUCCAUGCUGCGAUGAGACCUGAUGUGAUUACAGAAACAGUAGUAGAGGUAUCAACUGAGGAGUCUGAACCAAUGGAUGCAUCUCCAAUACCAACAUCUCCAGAAAUUCAUGAGCCAAUGAAAAAAAAGAAAGCUGGCCGUAAACCAAAAGCCCAAACACCAUCAACCAUUUCCAGUGCAUCGCCGGAUUUGGGUAUAAAGAAGAAGCCAAGAGAAGGCAAAGGAAAUACCACCUACUUGUGGGAAUUUCUUCUAGAUCUGCUUCAGGACAAAAACACUUGUCCUCGAUAUAUCAAAUGGACUCAGCGGGAGAAAGGCAUCUUUAAGCUUGUGGACUCAAAAGCAGUCUCCAAACUCUGGGGGAAACACAAGAACAAGCCUGACAUGAACUAUGAAACAAUGGGAAGGGCUCUCAGAUACUACUAUCAAAGAGGAAUUUUGGCCAAAGUGGAAGGGCAGAGGCUUGUAUAUCAGUUUAAGGAGAUGCCCAAAAACAUUGUGGUUAUUGACGACAAGAGUGAAUGUGGUGGUGAAGAUUUAGUAAUGUCUACAGAUGAGAAAUCAUUGGAACGAGUGUCAUUGUCGGCAGAAAGCCUCUUGAAAGCGGCAACCUCUGCUCGCGCAGGAAAAAGUGCUUCUCAGUUGAACUGCACCAGAGCAGAGAAGCCAGUUACGAGGGUGGUGAAUAUCACAUCACCAGGACAUGAAAUGUCAUCUUGUUCUCCCACCACUGUUCCAGCAACGACAGCUCCCAGAACUGUUCGUGUGGCCAUGCAAGUGCCUGUUGUAAUGACAUCUCUGGGACAGAAAAUAUCUACUGUUGCAGUGCAGUCAGUAAAUGCAGGGUCACCAUUGAUUACCAACACUAGCCCGACGACUGCAACAUCACCAAAGGUAGUAAUCCAGACAAUCCCUACAGUGAUGCCAGCAUCUGCUGAAAAUGGAGAGAAAAUUACCAUGCAGCCUGCAAAAAUCAUUACUAUCCCUGCUACACAACUUGCACAGUGCCAGCUGCAAACAAAAACUGGUCUUCCUGGGACAGGAAGUAUUAACCUAGUUGGAACACCACUAGCUGUGAGAGCACUUACUCCCGUGUCCAUAGCCCAUGGGACACCAGUGAUGCGAUUCUCCAUGCCUGCUCAGCAGGCAGGUAGCCAUACUCCUCCCAGAGUAAUUAGCGCAGUUAUAAAAGGGCCAGAAGUCAAAUCUGAAGCCGUGGCUUUAAAGCAGGAACGGGAGGUUAAGACACUUCAGCUUGUGCAAGAAGAAAAGCCAGCAGAUGGAACCAAGACAGUUACCCACGUAGUCGUCGUCAGUACACCCUCAGCCAUUGCCCUCCCCGUGACCAUGAAAACGGAGGGAAUCGUGACAUGCGAGAAAUGAAGAGGCAGCUAUGGACAUGAAUUGCAUAGACCAUUGUGAAAUUAAGCAAACUGACAUGUUUAGGGAGGCAGGGACACAAUCAAGAAGUAAAAACAGUUUUGGUUUUUUUAAAAAAAAUGCUAAUAGUUAUUCAUAUAUCUGAAGCUUACUGGAAGCAAAUUAAUGUCCCAUGUUUCAGUGGGAAUUGGAACCACAUCCACAUACUGACACAACUGCCUCUUGCAAAUGGGGGAAACGACUAAGCUGAUGAAGAAGGAAGAUUGAAGAUUCCAGGCACGGAAGGGGGCUCAAGAGUCUCAUUGCAUUAUCCAGUUACACUAAGACAUGGAACACUAAGCUGGUUCUGUGAGGGGUUCUUGGUUUCUGUGUAUGGGGAGUCAGAAGAGUCUCACUGUUACAAUAGACAAAUCUGAUGCAUUUCAAUGCGCAUACCAGCAAUUAUUACUGUGUACUCACAGUAUCCAACUGGUGCUAUGUGAAAAAAAAACCUCUGCUACUAGGUAUUCUAGAAUGUGAAUUAAAGGAGAGGGUUAAGGAGCUUCUAAAAGAAGAUGGAGACCUAGAGGGACUUUUGUAUCAUACAGCUUAAGCAGAUGUAAAAUGAAAGCCUUAGACUGAUUUUCAGUUGUUUUUCCUUGAAAUAAGCUAAUGGCUUGUUUGUGUAAAGCAUUUUUUAUUAAAACAAUUUUUAAAAAAUCUUAUACCUAGCACAGUAUUGUUAUAGAAUUACAUGUAACAUAUUUUGUAUGGUAGUUAAGUCUGUCAGUUUCUUAAUUGUGGACAAAGUGGCAACAGGGUUGUGUCAGCCUUUUGCUGCGCCACACCUGGGGCACACACUUCGCCCUCGACAUCUGUGCAUACAUUUCAAUUUCAGCUUCUACUCUGUCACUUGAAAGGUCACGCUUGGCACGAACUCUUGUCAGGUAGUUAAAAGCCUGUACAUUUUUUUUAGUUGAAGUUAGAGAGAAGUACCAGUGUUCAGAAUGAACUAUAAUAGUUUGUAUAUUCAACAUUUAAAGUAUAUUCUAUUUUGUUGUACUCUUGUUUCAAAGUGUAUUCAAGUAGGUUUUACUGAAAUACAGAAAUGAAAUUUAA
Messenger RNA from Hemicordylus capensis (graceful crag lizard), 3366 nucleotides. RefSeq names its product E74 like ETS transcription factor 2 (gene ELF2). Gene Ontology annotation, molecular function: DNA-binding transcription factor activity, RNA polymerase II-specific; sequence-specific DNA binding. The record is from RefSeq and is a predicted model, not a curated record. Bases 493 to 2271 code for a protein of 592 amino acids. The transcript is spliced from 10 exons. Gene Ontology annotation, cellular component: nucleus. Gene Ontology annotation, biological process: cell differentiation; regulation of transcription by RNA polymerase II. NCBI's taxonomy places the organism in Eukaryota, Metazoa, Chordata, Lepidosauria, Squamata, Cordylidae.